UUCAAUAUAUUCAUUGAAUUACAGCAUAAAAUGGACAUGAACGACAACACUGAGAACUCUAAAGAUAACCUCGAAGACAUUCGCUCGAAGAGGCUUGACAGCCUCUUCAAUUGCUCCGAGUUCAAGAUGACCAAAGGAACUAAUAAUAACGCUUCUCUCAGAAAAUCAAAGAAACUAAAAAUGUUCAGUGAAAAACGCAAAUUAGACCUACAAGGGCUAGACACUCCCUUGAGCGAUGAAAAAAUAGCAAGCUUGACUGAAGAUCUUUCAGGUAAAUUUAAGGAGAAAAUGUCGAGCUCUGCUAUUCAGGAUCAGAUUGACUCGCUCCUCCCUCCUAAACACUUUAGCUCAUAUUCCGAGCUAAUCGAUUACAUUCGCACUAAAGACUUUAAGAAGCUUGCUAAAAAUGAUAAAGAAAAAGAAACCAAUCUUUCGGGUCUUAUAUUAGUGCAAAUCGCCAGAUAUCUAGAAAUACAAGACAAAGACAUCCCUGAUAUAUUUAAAGCGCUCUCAGGAGAUCCUCCCUUGCUAGAAAAGUCGAUCUGCUACCUUGCCUUAUCUAAGUGCUGCCAAGAACUAUCAGAGAGCGGCGUCAAGAGCCUUUCACUGAUAAAGGAAUACAACCCUAUUUCUCUGUUUCUUCAUGAGAUCAAACUCAUGAAGGACAUAGAAAAUGUAGACAUUUGUCUUGUAUUAAUAAUGAAACUAAUUGUUGUCACUGAACAGAAUGACUUGCAAGACAUCCUAGAUGAGAGCUUCGUCGGUACUUUUAUGGAGAUAUUCUGCAAUAAGGACACCCCAGCGGAAGUUUUCUGCAAGAUUUGCUACAUUCUGUCCAGUUUGAUGUCAACUAUACCCUUCGCCAUAAUCCAAGCGUUCAAAAAUUAUGAGGUUGGUUUGGCUAUCAAAUAUCAGUUUGAAAACCUGAAGCUUGUCAGACACAAAUCGACUUUAAUAACCUUCUGCAACUUCAUCCUUAGAAUCGGCUAUGAAAUAGAAAGUAUGCUGCCUGAACUAUACUUCACCAUCUUCAUGAUCGUUAACAAGGUUAUUUACGAAUACAAAGAGCCAAAAUUUGAUGAAGAAAUCGGUUUAAUAUACCUUGGCUUACAAGGCCUUGACUUGUUCAGACGCACAGACACUUACGCGCUGAUCUAUCAGGAGGCUUUUGGGCCUAAAUUCAUAGAAAGUAGUAUCAUUCUCCUGCACUCUCCUGACCAACUAAUCCAAGAAUUCACUCUGAGACUUAUAUGCGAGUUUAUUGAGCGUUGCAGGGAGAAAGCACCUGAAUACACAGACAGGGAUCUUUUCCAAUAUGUGCAACCCUUGCUCGAUAGUGACAAUAAGAAAGUCCAGGUUACAGCAUUUGAAGUCCUCAUCUCCCUCUCCUACAGUAGACAUGAGGAUUGUGUCGACUAUUGUCACGAGAAAGGAAUUUAUAGCCUCGGUUUUAAAUAUCUGAACAACGAAGAUGUCAAUGUCAAGGAAGAAGCUCUCUGGUUGAUAAAAGCAGCAAUCGACCUUGUCUGUAUUGACCAAGAAGACAUCCAGCUGCUCUCCGAAGCUAUUGACGUUGUCUCGAUUGAGGCGAAGUUACUCAUUCUAUCCAUCCUCAAAAUAUGUCUGAGUAAGGAUUUGUACCAAAAGUUUCCCUCAAUGAUCGAAGAGUGUGGGCUGCUUGAUAAAAUUGAAACCCUCCAGACUCAUGAAAACAUGACUAUUUCCAAACUAGCCAUCAAAAUUGUUGACACAUGGUUUUCAGAUAGCACAGAUUUCCUCAAACAAGCUGAGAGACUAGUUAAAGAUGAGGUUGAGGAAGUCCCUCUCAACUUUUAA
Molecule: messenger RNA, 1836 nt
Organism: Moneuplotes crassus
Lineage: Eukaryota; Ciliophora; Spirotrichea; Euplotida; Euplotidae
Source: the annotation of a GenBank genome assembly